Dracunculus medinensis (Guinea worm) is the source of this 1806-nucleotide messenger RNA. NCBI's taxonomy places the organism in Eukaryota, Metazoa, Nematoda, Chromadorea, Rhabditida, Dracunculidae. The record is from the annotation of a GenBank genome assembly.
AUGAAUCAAUCUUCAAAAAAGCAUCGCGUUUCUGAACCGGUGAAUACAAUAAAACAUGAGAAUAAUUCAAUGGAAGCAUCGGUACCAUCAUUCGUGAUGAAUUUUGGAAGUGGUGUUUGCGCUCCUGAACCUUUUCCUUGUUCAUCAUUCUUUAAUGUUUCGUUAGAUGAUGCAAACAACAAUAAUAUAUCUAAUAACAGAGCAGCUUUUCAAACAUCUGUCGAAGUUCUAUCAAGCAGUGGGAAUUAUUUCGCUAUGAAUUCAGCGAAGAUAAACCCAUCAGAUCAUGAUGCUUCAACUUCUUUAAAUGCAGCACAAUUUUCCGAAAGGCCACCAAAGCGUAGACAGCGAAAGCGUUAUGCCGAUUCACAAGCGGAGUUGGAAACAAUGAUUUGGAGCGAGACUGAUUUUCAUCGAUCAGCAAUUGUCUCAGGUCCAUUAGCUUCUACUUGUGCUUCAGAUUUGUUUCAAAAUUUUUCUGCUUUGCCUGUAAGGAGCACUGCUUCAGACGAAACAAAAAACCAGACACGUGGCAAACCACGCAAAAGAAUGGUCGCAGAUACUUCGCAUUGCUAUAAUCAAAAUUCACAAGUUGAAACUUCUUCAAAUAAACCUGCAACGCCUCAGCCGUCUUUAUCGCGCGCUGAAAAUUCUCUUCUCGUGCUUACACAAAAAUUCGUUGAUUUGGCAGCAUCUUCUGGGGGUAGAAUCGAUUUAAACGCGGCUGCAGAUACUCUUGAAGUAAAAAAACGCAGAUUAUACGAUAUCACGAACGUGCUCGAAGGUAUUAAUCUCGUCAGAAAAGUGGAAAAGAAUAGUGUUGUUUUUACUGACAUUUAUGGUAAAAACAAAGCAGAUGCUGAAAUUCAAUUUUUGAGAGAAGAAGCACAGAAAAUGAAGGAAGCCGAGAAGCUCUUAGAUUUUUUAAUUAAGGAAACCAGUAAUAGUUUGGCAUUAGCCAAACAAGACCCUACGGCUACUGGCUAUGGUUAUCUCACUUACAACCAACUGAAUGCUGUGGAAAAAUUCUAUGGAAAGACACUUAUUGCGUUACAGGCUAAACCAGGCAGUUUUACUAAUAUAGAAGUUCAGUCUGAUGAUCCAAAGAAGGUCCAUGUCUCAAGUAGUGAUGGUAGUGAAAUCCGUGCUUUUUUGGGCCCUACGAGUAACGGCGAAUGCAAAGGAGAAUUUAAUGGAAAUGAAGAGGGCACUGAGCAUAAAAAUAUUAGCAUUUCUUAUGUUGAGAAUUCAAUGCGAAUGGAUUUUAUGAAAUCAGAAAUUUCUCAGUUCUCCUUCAGUGAAAAAUGUGACCAAGCCUUGAUUGAUCAGAAUCAUUUUCAAGGAUUAAAUACACAUUCAGAUGAAAGUUGCCAUUAUAAUUCUCAGAAUUAUAGUGGUACAGUUCCUCAGCAGAAUAUCUCAUUUGAGUCUUCAGCGUCUUCAUCUCAAGAGUCUCAUGCAGCAGAAGGCAUUUCUGAGGUUUAUGGUAGAAGAAUACUGAAAAAUUUGGAAAAAAUGCUUAUGUUUGAAACGUUUUUAAAGCAUAUAGCAGUUUUUAAAGGAUGUGGUAUAAAUCGCUUGUUUAUGUCUUUGGAUUCUCCCUUGGGAUUUCCGAAUCAUUCCUUCAGUUCUCCGUUGUCAGUGGUCACUAACAAUCUUUCGUUCACUCCAUUUCCGAAUGAUGUGCUUGAAGGAAAUUCAGGUAUGUUGGAACUGGAACCUACGGGUGAAGGUGAGCCAUAUGCAUAUGGUAUGACCUCAAAUGAGGGCCUUUCAGACUUAUAUUCGACAACGGAUUGGUCUUAA